Messenger RNA from Xenopus tropicalis (tropical clawed frog), 1472 nucleotides. RefSeq lists its product as uncharacterized. Gene Ontology annotation, biological process: immune response; inflammatory response; signal transduction. The coding region runs from base 445 to 1410 and encodes 321 amino acids. Gene Ontology annotation, cellular component: cytosol; extracellular region; lysosome. The transcript is spliced from 6 exons. The record is from RefSeq and is a predicted model, not a curated record. NCBI's taxonomy places the organism in Eukaryota, Metazoa, Chordata, Amphibia, Anura, Pipidae. Gene Ontology annotation, molecular function: interleukin-1 receptor binding; cytokine activity.
AUAAAAUUUUUAUUCUAUAACAUACUAACAGUUAAAUUAAAGGUAAGUAGAUUGCACAGGAACUGUGGUUUGGCUGUAACACUGUGAGUACCUACUCAUGGUCAGUGUCUGCCAGGUCCCCUAUAUAUACACAGCAGUGCUAUCCAUAUGUCUGUUAGCUGAUAUAUGUAUUACACUGGAAUCAUGUCAUUUUAAGAAGUCUAUAAUGGCCCUUGCUUAGGCUUAAGCCAUAUCAGUUCUUGCUCAGCCACAUCCAGCCGACCGGUUGCAGUUGCACAAUGGAUAUACAGGCUAUACAUGAAGGCUACACUGCUCUUGUGCAAUAUAAUGAUUUACUGUAGGUGCCACAGGCACACUUGCCUCAGACACAGCCAGAAAGUGUUGCUAUUUGUAGCGCUAGACUGAUGUUGGAAAGAAAGUCAAUUGAUAUUAGUCAUUAGUUCCAUGAAUAUCCAGGGCAGGAACGUUGCUCUCGUUGCAUCUCACGCUAGGCUUUCUUACUCACAAUGUGUUUAUUUGGCAGAUUGUUCUGAAAGUCUCAUUAAUCCCACAAUGGCAUGUAACUGGGUUAAUAGGAAGUCUCUUACAGGGAAUCGAUUUUCUCCAUGGAGCCAGGAUUCCAGCGACACGGUCUUUCCGGAGAAACUUGGGCCCCCUGAAUAUAUCUCCUACCCUAUUCCCCCCUAUGGCACCCUAUAUCAGUAUGGAAGGAAAAUGAUGUUUCCAAUUAUGAACCGCCAUAAAAUUUUUGAUAUGACAAAAAAAUUUGAUAUAAAUGAUAUUUCCUAUAUCUACUUGGAUUCUUUCAAGCCGAACCAGCAAGAGUCUCUCACACCAACUUCCUACCGGAGAGAGUCCAGCAGAACAUACUGCAUCCAGGGCAGUGAUAAUAAAUGGUUUGUGUUUGAGAAUGGAGCUCUGAAAGGAAAAUAUCUGCAAGGGGCAAACGUCAGAAAUAAAGCAACAGUUACAAUUUGUAAAUACUCUCCAUGGGUUGAAGGCAAAAUUCCUGUCACCUUAAAGAUUGAAGGGCCCAACAUUUUCCUCAAUUGCUUAUCUGGUACCCUACAAUACGAGGCAACAAAUGAACAGAAUCUCAGUGAAAUAGACCAGAGUGAAGAAAAAUUUCUCUUCUUCCAGAAUGCGACUGGCUCCUCCACCUGCUCCUUUGAGCCAACAGCAAAUACCCAGCUGACCCUCUGCACAGACUCAGCCAGCUCCAAUGUCAGCGUGCAGCCCAAAUCCUCCAACACCCCCAAUGUACAUUUCUCUCUCUUCCCUCCUCCAAGCAAACUGUUUGAAAAUGUGGGUGGGGGCAGAAUAGCCCUGAGGCCCAAUGAGACAGAAACACUUGACUUUGAUUCCAGGCGGCUGCUUUCAAAUCAGUGCAAUGGGAAAUCAUUUUUUUAGGACGCAGAAACAUUUCCCUUUUAGGUCUCCUCUUAAUAAAGUUUAUAAAAAUUGUCUACAAA